GAUAAAAUGAGGGGACGAGCUCGUUCGUACUGCACAAUGUGCGAUGAACGCGAAAUGUUCCCUUCACCAAUUCAUAUGCGCAACUUGCAUCCAUCUCACCUUAGUCAGUACUCCAUUGGAAGGGAAACAGCAUCCGUCAACAACUUCUCCAGUUCCAUGUCAACCUUACCCACAGCUUCCGAAAGGUCAAGGGAUGCGAUGAUACCACGUUCGAGACCGUUGCUCAGAGGACAUGCAGUAUCGACUGUCAAUCCGAGGAUGCUGACAGUAAUCAGUGGAGAUCCUCUGGAUCGUCGCCAUGGCCGAAGCUGUGAUCUGCCAGCGCCAAGCGACGACGACAAACCCGACAAGUUUGAUAACCCGAUAGCGCAGGUGUCGUCGGAUAUUCUCCGUGUCUCCGGAUACACACAACAAUUCCGUACUCUACUCACUGCUCGCUUCUCCCCAAGACGGGAAUCCGUUCCGAAUGUACAUUUGGAGACUACGGAAACUGAAUCGCCAGAUGAAAAAUAUGUGAAUGGUGGUGUGCGCUUCGAUACAGCGAUAAGUGAAGAGGCCACCAAAGUCGUCACUGCUCCGCGGCCAAUUCGGCGUCGUCAAAGUGGCUACGGUAUCUCCAUUUCAAGCGACAGCACCGCAAAAAUGAGAUGCCGAAUGCGAAAGCAGUUAUUUAUACAGCGAAAUAAGGUUUGCGAUCUGUCGCUGAUUUUGGGCAUUGCUGGUCUACUCUUUGUCAUUAUUGAUGCCGAACUCACAGCACUUUCACCGAAUACUCAUAUCACAAAGGGUCACAAUGUAUCGUUAUUCUUACGCUCCUUAGCCGUGCUCACAACAAUUUGCCUCAUGUGUUGUCUCAUUAACUACCAUGCCAUAGAAGUAAAAAUAGCAUUGAUUGACUCGGGCGCCGAUGAUUGGCGAGUAGCAGUUAGUACGGAACGGAUUAUCAAGCUCUCGAUGGAGUUAGCAAUAUGUGCUGUGUGUCCAUUUCCAGGCUCUGGGACUAUUCGAUGGCCUUUUAUCUCGCCAGAAACUCGCCGUGUCAAAAUGGUUGACGUACCCAUUGAUGUACUGCUGUCCGUUCCCAUGUUUCUACGAUCCUACCUUCUUUGUCGAUUUAUGGUCCUACACAGCAAGCAGUUCCAGGAUGCUGCCACUCGUUCGAUAGCGGCCCUGAAUCGUAUUUCAAUGGACUUCCGGUUUGUUAUCAAAACGAUGAUGGCAGAUCAUCCGUUGCGAGUUCUGAUCGUAUUCACUGUAUCGUAUUGGAUCUGUAUGUCAUGGAUGUUUACGCAGUGUGAAAGGUACGAUGGCAAACUAGAUGUUGAGCACUACUAUCUGAAUUCAAUGUGGUUCAUCAUGGUUACGUUCAUGUCUAUCGGAUAUGGUGACAUCGUGCCAAACACCUACUGUGGAAGGACCCUUUCUAUAACGACCGGAAUUGUGGGUGCUGGAGUCUCAUCAGCGCUUAUUGCUGUCAUCUCAAGAAAGCUGGAGCUGAGCCGAGCAGAAAAACAUGUGAAUAACUUCAUGGCAGACUCUAAGCUGACUAAUCAACGAAAAAAUGCCGCUGCUUCAGUGCUGCAGGAAACCUGGUUCAUCCACAAGUACAAGAAAGCGCUGCACAAAGGCGAUGAACUACGCCUUCGUCAACAUCAGCGACGUUUCUUGCACUCUAUCAACGAGUUUCGACGAAUAAAAUGGGAUCAGCGCAAACUUCAAGAGAAAGGAAACUCUUUGCUUGAUGUUGGAAAGCUUCACUCCGACAUGCAUGAAACUCUAUGGGAGAUGCAUCGAGCUCAAGAUCACUUCAUUUCCCAAAUCGACAUGCUCACCCAGAAGAUCGCCGAACUUCAGCAGACACUUUCACAACAGGCCAUCACCCCACAAAGCGCCUUAGUAGCGUGCUGUUCGCAACCGCUCCCGCCUCCAACUCCGAUGAACGAGCUUCCGCUCCAACCACUGCUCAACUCCAGCGCCAGCAUACCUCGCAUCUCUCUGGGAAACAAUGGUUUUCAUCACAACAAUAACGGAUCGCUGAGCAACGGUUGCAUGAUACCCGAUUCGAAGCUGUACAGUCAGUGUCAGGUCGAUCAACGCGCACAGUGUCCAACAGGAGGCAUGUACGCAACCGUUACGACACCAUUGAUGCACUCAUACGAGGGCGUUUGAACUAAUCCGCUGAUUUCUUAAUCUACGAUACGGUCAACAAAUCGGGUUAUGUAUCGGCUGGUUAAGCACAUUCCGAGUGAUGCUGAACAAGUUGUGUUAUGCGUUACGAGAGGAGCAGCUUCGGACACACGUAGCGAGGACGACAGCUUCACUGUGCUCCACAGUUCGCAGUGAUGAUAUUACCCAAGUGCAUUGAUUUGUAACGGGCGUAGUAGAACUACUAUAUGAAAUGGCAAAUUAAACAAAUUGGAGUUGUUUACCCUUUAAAUAUGUGUGAACUUCGUACGUAGGAAAAGAUAAUUUGAACUCUAUAGAACUGGUCAAAAAUCGUUGUUAUCACAGCUAUUAUGGGUAAUAUUCGGUUCAUUAGUUUUAUCGUCGAUGAUUUUGUAUUAAACUUGGACGAUAUAGACUACUCUACUUGUACGGUUCUUUGAACUUGAAAAUAUCUGUAACCCUCAACUGACUCUGAUAUGACACAAGCUCCUUAUGUCGCUCAUCUGACUCUAUAUAUUGUGUACCCCUCAUAUUCUACAGACUGCAACCUAAGGUAAAGUUCCUGGUUUCAAGCACAAAUUUCCUACUAUCCAACAAUCCACUGGUCACCUUGUACAUACAUAUCUCAACAACAUCUCAAUGUUGAACUAACGUGUCCCUUGUAAUUCUAGUCAUCACAAUCGCAGAUUUGAUUUAUGACCAAAUACAUUGAGAUUACAUGCGUGUUUUCUAACCAAGUCAAUCCAUGUGAUGAAGGUUGAUUAUCUAAUUAGCGCACACUAAGAAUUGUUUUUUUGGUACACUACUAUGUUGUUACGUAUGAUUGAAUAAAAUUAC
This is a messenger RNA of Cylicocyclus nassatus, 3003 nucleotides long. The record is from the annotation of a GenBank genome assembly. NCBI's taxonomy places the organism in Eukaryota, Metazoa, Nematoda, Chromadorea, Rhabditida, Strongylidae.